Tilletiaria anomala UBC 951 is the source of this 808-nucleotide messenger RNA. RefSeq lists its product as uncharacterized. Lineage: Eukaryota; Fungi; Basidiomycota; Exobasidiomycetes; Georgefischeriales; Tilletiariaceae. The record is from RefSeq and is a predicted model, not a curated record. Bases 80 to 655 code for a protein of 191 amino acids. The transcript has 8 exons.
GACGACGACACCGACGACGCUUGACGACUAUCAGACACAACGUUUCAGCCCUGAAGCUCGACGAGGUCCAUCAUUGACCAUGUGGUGUGACAACUGUCUACUCAUAUUCCCGCUUCGACAUGGCGCCAUGGCCUGGUGCAUUUUCAUCGCCCUCUACAAUCUGGCGGGGUCAAUCCUCCUCUUCCGAGACGGCCAAUAUCUCUUCUUUAACUACCCAGAGUGGCAGGUUUAUGGAGGCAUAGGGAUGGCAGUUAUGUCAAUCUGCAUUAUCAACAUUAUCGCUUACGGCAACACAUCUUACAUGUGGACGCGCGUCUGCUUCUUCCUUUGGCCCGUCAUCCUAGUGAUCUCAGCCGUCCGUGCCGCUGUCAUGCUGUUCCAACUCAAUCGCCAACAAGCCAAGAUUAUUUGGGAGUGCAACAAUGGAGGCCAGCUGUGGGGCGCAUCCGUCGAAGCAGGCUAUGCAAACAGCUCGACCACCAUGCCAUCGGGGCUAUGCUCGGCCGGCUUCCACAGCCUUUACAUUGCGUUUGUGUUGUCCCUCGCAAUUGACUUUGGCUUCCAACUAUACGCCUACUUCAUGAGCUGGCGUUUCCUCUCCCGCAUCCGCCACUACUACGCUCUCGCCACCCAAGAUAACAUCUACUCGUUCUGACCGACGUACAUUUCUUUUUGCAUUUCAAGGUUUGCAUCUUGGCUUUGUGCCAGCCCAUGGACGAUCUGUAGACAUAUCGCGGCUCACGAUGGAGAAUGCAUUACUGGGAUCUUUUCGAGAAGGGUACAUACGUAUGAAAAUUCAUUCGUAGGG